Capsicum annuum is the source of this 1927-nucleotide messenger RNA. RefSeq names its product probable protein kinase At2g41970. The transcript has 8 exons. Gene Ontology annotation, biological process: protein phosphorylation. NCBI's taxonomy places the organism in Eukaryota, Viridiplantae, Streptophyta, Magnoliopsida, Solanales, Solanaceae. The record is from RefSeq and is a predicted model, not a curated record. The coding region runs from base 417 to 1526 and encodes 369 amino acids. Gene Ontology annotation, molecular function: ATP binding; protein tyrosine kinase activity.
UAAUUCUUUGCUCCCCAAAAACUCCAUCAAUAUUUUUGGGAUAGAAGCAAUAAAAAAAAAAAAAAAAUAACAAGAAGAAAGAGAAAUAAAUCUCUUUUUUCUUCUUUGUAGUGAUUUCUUCUUCCACAUUCAUUUCAUUUUCUAAUUUAGUUUUUUUUUUAUGGGUACGUAACAUUAAUUAUUUAUUCUCCGAUUCAUCGAAUUUUCAUCUCUUCUUUUUCAACAAUAUGUUCUUGAAAAUGCAUAUGUAAUAUGUUGGUUGUAAAUUAUUGGAAGAUUGAUCGUAAAUCAUCGUAGUAAUUUCUAUUUCGUGUGUUUGGAAUACUGUUAAUGCAACAUGUAAGUUUCUCCUAGGAGGCAUAUUGGAUUAAUUUUUUGAAAAAAGAAGAAGGAGCAUUUAGGGAGAAUUAACAAAAAUGUCUUGCUGUGGAGGUGGAGAAGAAGAUGCAUACAGUGGCGGUCCGCCGUCGAAUCAGAACACAGUUCCUCCUAGAUCUGGAAAUCCCUAUGGUGGUGGUACUGGUGGUGCGAGUGAUAGAGGAGAGCCGAGGAGCGCUGCAAGAGGUGGAACUCCUCAGAAAGUACUACCGAUUGAGGCGCCAGUUUUCACCUUGGAUGAGCUAAACCGAAUGACUGGAAAUUUCGGUCAGAAAGCUUUGGUUGGAGAGGGAUCUUAUGGCCGCGUUUUUUGCGCUAAAUUAAGCAAUGGACAGCAAGUAGCAAUCAAGAAGUUGGAUACUAGUUCUUCACCUGAACCAGAUUCUGACUUUGCAGCUCAGUUAUCAACGGUUUCAAGACUUAAAAACGAGCAUUUCAUGACUCUGAUGGGCUAUUGUCUCGAAGGGAACAAUCGUAUAUUGGUCUAUGAGUUUGCGACAAAGGGAUCUUUACACGAUGUUUUACAUGGUAGAAAAGGCGUACAAGGUGCUGAACCCGGUCCAGUUCUUACCUGGAAUCAAAGAGUUAAAAUUGCUUAUGGUGCAGCAAAAGGCAUAGAGUAUCUACACGAAAAAGUUCAGCCACCUAUAGUUCAUCGCGAUGUCAGGUCCAGCAACGCGUUGCUCUUUGAUGAUUUUACAGCGAAGAUUGCUGAUUUCAACAUCUCGAACCAGUCUUCUGAUACAGCAGCGCGUCUGCAUUCCACUCGAGUUUUGGGAACUUUUGGCUACCAUGCACCAGAGUAUGCCAUGACAGGACAGAUUACGCAGAAAAGUGACGUGUAUAGUUUUGGCGUUGUUCUCUUAGAACUCUUGACAGGAAGGAAGCCAGUAGAUCAUACAAUGCCUAAAGGACAACAGAGUCUUGUCACUUGGGCAACUCCAAGACUGAGUGAAGACAAAGUGAAGCAAUGUGUUGAUCCAAAGCUAAAUAAUGACUAUCCUCCAAAAGCAAUUGCUAAGUUGGCAGCUGUUGCAGCACUUUGUGUUCAAUACGAGGCCGAUUUUCGACCUAAUAUGACCAUUGUUGUCAAAGCACUGCAACCACUACUCAACUCAAUGCCAUCAGGACCAGACUCACAAGCAUAGUACAUUUCUGGUUUUGAAACCCAAAGGGACUAAUUCAUAUGAGCCUCGACGUUACGGAAAAACUUACUCACACUCGGUGUUUAUGUAACGUGUAUGUAGAAGACAUAUGUUAUGUAUUGUACUGAUUGUUGUAAACAUCUGAGUGUAGAUAAGGUUUUUUUUUGCCCUUUUUGAUCCAACAUGUUUUUUUAUUUUUUUUGGGACAAUUAGAAUGCUUGAAAGAACUUUUGACAAAAAUUCUCAUAGAUAGGUUAGUUGUGACAUGUUGUUACUGGAUAUAAUACCUUUUGGGAGUUUUGUAUAACUAUAUGUAAGUUUCUGAUUGAACAAGAAUUGCCUCAACUCUCAAGCCAAUAUUCUCAAAAUGCCAUUGAAGGCAUAAAAUAAGUGUUUUAUGUAUA